AACGGCUACGGAGUUUAAACCCAAGCCCUGACCCCGAGCGCCGGGCUCCGGGAGCUGAGUGGUGGUCCCACCACGCUGAAAAAGCGUGAUGGAGUACCCAGUGAUGGAAACUGGUUCACUUUUUACCUCAGGAAUUAAAAGACAUGUGAAAGAGAAAAGAAUUUCAAAGGCUACUAAGUUGAAUGUUUCUCUUGCUUCAAAAAUCAAAACAAAAAUACUAAAUAAUUCUUCUAUUUUCAAAAUUUCUUUAAAGCACAACAACAGGGCAUUAGCUCAGGCUCUUAGCAGAGAGAAAGAGAAUUCUCGAAGAAUUACAACUGAAAAGAUGCUAUUGCAAAAAGAAGUGGAGAAACUGAAUUUUGAGAACACAUUUCUUCGUCUAAAGCUAAAUAAUUUGAAUAAGAAGCUUAUAGAAAUAGAAGCACUCAUGAACAAUAGCUUGAUAACUGCAAUUGAAAUGAGCACUCUUUCUGAGUUCCAUGAGAGUCCCUUUCUUCUGCCAAGUAGCAAGAAGAAACGGGUUAGUAAACAGUGCAAAUUGAUGCGUCUUCCAUUUGCAAGGGUUCCAUUAACUUCAAAUGAUGAUGAUGAUGAAGAUAAAGAAAAAAAGCAGUGUGACAAUAUCAUGUCAAAGACAUCACCUGAUAGCCCCUCUUUGGUAUCAACUCAGCAUAACUUGGAAUUGUUAUUUCUUAAAGAAAAUGAUCAGAAUGUUUGUGGUGUAAAUGAUUCCAAACACAUUUCUUCUAUUGUUGAUAUACUUCCCAAAGAAAGCCAUUCCCACUCAGACCAAAGUUCCAGGAGUUCUCUAAUGAGUGAGAUGAAAAAUGCCCAGUCAAUGAGCCACAGAAAGAAGUCAUCUCCUAGUAAUGUGACUAAAAGGAAAAAACGUGUAUCAUCUUGGGAAUCAAAUAAUCCUGCAGACACUCCCUGUGUAACAGAUUUGGAUCAACAACAGAUUUCAAGUCCAAUAUUAAAUUGGAAUAAUGAAAUAAAAGAUUGUACUAACGAAGCAAAUAUUAAAAUGCAAAGAAACAUAAUGUGCCUUCCUGCCUCAUCUGAGUCUGCAAGUGAACCUACAGCAGAGGGCCUGAAUCCAGUUCAGGGUAAUGAUGACUUUCAAUUGCAAAAAACUGUGUAUGAUGGUGACAUGGAUUUAACUGCUAGUGAAGUAAGCAAAAUUGUUACAGUUUCAACAGGCAUUAAAAAUAAAAGAGAUAAUAAAAAACCAAAUGAUUGUGGAAUAAAAACUUUCAGAAAAGUGAAAGAUCCAAGCUCUGAAAAAAAGAGAGAAAGAUCAAAGAGACAAUUUAAAAAUAGUUCAGAUGUGAAUAUUGAGGACAAGAUCAAAAAUGGACCGGAAAGAAGAUCUGUUGUCCUGGAUGGCAAAGAGGAUUCAGAAGAACCAAAUUUUAUUUUCAGUACUGAACAGCUGACUCAGUUGAACAUGCCGAAGAAAAUAACCCUUCACAAUGGCUUUGAUCAGGAUGACAGACCAAGUACACAGUAUAACAAAAAGAGGAAAAUAAUUCAUGUAACAGAUGAUCAAGAGGAAAUAUACUCUUUCUCCCAAAGUUCAGAUAAAGUUGAGCAGGACAGUAAAUUUGAUAUGGGUCCUAGUUCUCUAGCUUAUAAGAAAAGUAAAACUUCUAGACAGACAUUUGUGAUUCAUACGUUAGAAAAAGAUAACUUAUUCCCAAACCAAAAGGUUAAAGAAACCACCUCUGAAAACCUAGGAGUCACAAGUGAAUUUCAAACAGUUUAUCUUUCCAGCAAAGAUAAUGGAAAGUUGUGUGAUUAUGAGACCCAAAAUAUGUUAGAUUUGAAAAAGCAUGUCACUGAUAGGCAACCCACUCAGCAAAAUGAACCAAAAAUAAAUAAGAAGCUUAGGCAGAAAAUAAAUCGGAAGACAGAAAUAAUUUCUGAAAUGAACCUAAUACUUGGGGAUAAUGCCAAAGAUGUGCAAGGCCCAGAAAAAGGUAACUUUUCCUUUCAAACCCGAGAGGAUAAAGAAAUCAUCUCUGGAAACCUAGAAGUUUCAAAUGACUUUCAAAAAUCUGGUGUUUCCACUAGCAAUAAUGGAAACCUGUGUGAUUGUGAGACCCAGAAUGUAUUGGGUCUGCAAAAGCAGAUCACUGACGUGUACCCUGUUCAGCAGAAUGAAUCAAAAAUUAAUAAGAAUCUUAGGCAGAAAGUAAAUCGGAAGACAGAAAUAAUUUCCGAAGUGAAUCUUCUAGAUAAUAACAGAAGUGGGUAUUGCCCAGAAAAGGGUAACUCUUUCUUCCUAACCCAGGAUAAAGAAGUUAUCUCUGAAAACCUAGAAGGCACAAGUGCGUUUCAAACACCUGCUCUUGCUUCCAAAGAUAGUAGAAACCUAUAUGAUUAUGACACUCAAAAUGUUUUGGGGGUGAAAAAGCAUGUUUAUGAUAUACAACCUGCUUGUCAAAAUGAAUCAAAAAUAGAUAAGAAGCUUAGGCAAAAGGUAUGUCGGAAGACAGAAAUCAUUUCUGAUAUCAACCAAAUAUAUAAGAAUCAUGACAAAGGAAUGCAUGACCCAGAAAAAGGUGCCUUCUUUUCCCUAACCCCAAAGGAUAAAGAAACCAUUUCUGAAAACCUAGAAGUCACAAAUGAAUUUCAAACGAUUUAUCUUCCCACCAAAAAUAAUAGAAAUUUAUAUAAGACCCAGAAUAUGUUGGAUUUGAAAAAGCAUGUCACUGAUAAGCAACCCGCUCAGCAGAAUGAAUCAAAAAUAAAUAAGCUUAGGCAGAAAGUAAGUCAGAAGACAGAAAGUAUUUCUGAAAUGUACCAGAUAUAUGAGGAUAAUGAUAAAGAUGUGCAUGGCCAAGAAAGCUAUACAAAAGAUCUUAAUUUUAAAAUAAAUAAAUCUAAACAAAGACUUGAAGGCCAAGGUAUUAGUGGAUACUGUAUGGAAAUCAACAGUAAUGAAAAAGAAAAUUGUGGUCAAAUUUCAAAACCUUACAAACCAGUUAAAAAGCAUGGGGAAGAAUCAUCAGGCAAGGCAAAGAACAUUUUGGCAAAAGGUAACAACAAACCUAUUUUGCACUUAACAGGUUCUUCACAGACGUCUGUCUCCUUAGAACUAGGUUUAAAACACACUACUGAUGAGACAGAUUCUGACCCUGGAAACCAAAUGGAACUACAUAAGAAUCCAAAGCAAAGCACUACAAUGCUGAAUAAAAAGAGAGAUAUCCCCUUCAUGGAAGUGACAAAGGAAGGAGAGUGCCAGGUCAAAAAAAUAAAUAAAAUGACAUCCAAAUCAAAGAAAAGGAAGACCUUCGUAGAUCCUUCUCCAGAUAGUCAUGAACUAAUGGAGAUAAUAUCUGACACCAUUCAGGGAAUAUCAGUUGAAUCUGAAUAUGCUGUUAAGGAAAAAAAAUUGGAAAAUGAGGAAAUUGUCAAAAUUAAGCCAGACUUUCACACAAAAAUGUUGAAAUCUUUAUCUCAGAUAUGUUCACCUAACAGACAAGAUUCUUCCUUUAACAGUGUUCCUGAGGGUUCAAAACCUUUGAGUAUUUCUUCUAGUAAAAAUCUGAAAGAAAAUUUUGCUCUGGAGAGCUCACCCGUCUUUCAAAUAAGUGAUGAUGUGCAUGAGAAGAUGAAAAAGAUGAAUUUUAAAGUCAACCAAAGAACACAAAGAUCAGAAAUAGGUAUUAGAAUGCUACAGGACUUGACAAAUACCAGUUUUGUUUCAAAUAACACUGCUAAAUCUGAAAACAAGUUAGAAGAUCUAUCUUCGGAGCUGUCAAGCCGAAGAAGAAGGUGUACUCCUCUCUCUUUAAAAGAGCCAAGUCUCAAAGGGAAGAUGAGAAGAUGAGUGAAUUUAUACAUUCUGGUUUUUCUGAAUUCUCAAACCAUAACAAGUCAAAACAAGGGUAUAACUAAGAUCAAGAAGAUGAAACGUAUGACAAAAAGUUUUGGGGUUUUUUUUCUUUUUCAUUUUCUGCCUUUUCAUGGAGUGUUUAUUCUUAUGUAUAGAUAAUAUGCAUAAAAUAGCUAUUUUGUAAUACAAACCUUUUAAAAUUAUUAUGGUCAUCCUAUAACAUCUUCCUGCUCAUUUAAGCUCCUUUCAACCAAACAACCUUUAAGUAAACAAUAGCUAUUAGCCUUUUAACCAAAUAAAAUGUAUUAUAAAUACUUUUGUAGUGGUUACCUUGUUGUACACCAAGCUAUCUUGUUUUGUUUUGUUUUUAAAACCAUUCAGUAAAUGUGAACACCUGUAAGAUUUUAAAAGUCACCUUCUGCCCUGGCCAGUUGUCUUUCACCCUCCGUUCUUCAACUUUCAAGAUUACUUCUUCAAUUGCAGCUUCUGUAUUACUUCCAUUAUAUGUAAUCUGAUGAGGGGUUGGCUGAGGGGUUAACCUCUCAGGCUCUUUUGAAUUUGGUUUUUAUAACUUUAAGUAGUAAAUCCUAUUCCUAUCUGAGGUUAAUGAACAUAGCUUACUGUAUUCAGAUGACUAGUCAAAUUCUAUUCUGCCUAUAUGGAAAAGUUUUCUUAGACAAUAUCCGACAACGAAAAGGGUGGGCCCAGAAAUCUGCAUUUUUAACAAACACUGCAGAUAAUUCUGGGGCAGAUUGUCCUAGGACCAAACUUUGAGAAACUGCUGUAGGACUACAGAGUCCCACAGAACUUACUCAUUAUCAACAGUGUUGGCUGAAUGGAGGCUAGAGGCUUUAUUAAAGGAACAGUUUACACAGUGGUUAAGAGCUUGGCAUCCUGACAGUCUGUUCCUUUCCUGUACUCCUAUUACUUUAAGGCUUCAGACCUCCUAGAGUCAUUCUCUGGUAUUAUGUUUCCUAUUGUUUAGUUCUAUUUUUUUCUCUUUUCCAUGAGGUUUGUCUUUUCUUUUUUUCUGUUCCCAUGCAAAUUAUUUUUCAUUGUAUGUAUCACACUUAUAAACCUUUUCUUUUAUUGUUGGCGGAAUUUGGUCACAGCAAGAAACAAAUUUCCUAUUCCCAUAUUAUAAAGACAUUUACCCAUGGUUCCAUUUUGUUUUUACAUUUAAAUUUCUGAUUCAUAUGGAUUUUGUUUCAUGGUGUGAGAUAGGAAUGCAAUUUUGACCUUUUUCCAAAUGAUUCCCCAUUAAUUAAAAAGUCUGUGUUUUCCACUACUGAUUUGAAGUGCCGCCUUUUUCAAUGUUGUAUUUCCAUGUACACUUACAUUUAUUUCUCAAUUUUCUGUUCCCUUUACUUGUCUGUGUUUCUUUUGAUGCCCCACUACCAUCCUCUUUAAAUUAUAGAGACUUUGUGGGAGUUUCAAAGUUUCCCUCAUGGAUGUUUUCCACAUUUCUUGAUGCCUAGGCAUUCUCUCUUUUUUCCUGGUAAUAUAAAUGGGAAAUAAACUCUGUUAUUGUUGCAGUAUUUUCUAGAUCUAUCUCCUGAAAACCAAGCUAUCUUUACUCCCUUUUUCUCCCCAAUUCUUAAUGCCUCUUGUUGCUUUCUCUUGUCUAACUGCAUGGCUGCUACCUUAUGUUAAAUGUUAAAUAGCAGUGACAAUAGUGGGUAUCCUUGUCUUGUUCAUGAUUUUCAUGGGAAUGCCUCUGGUUUUAUCCCAUUAAGUAAG
This is a messenger RNA of Lagenorhynchus albirostris (white-beaked dolphin), 5581 nucleotides long. RefSeq names its product shugoshin 2 (gene SGO2). The record is from RefSeq and is a predicted model, not a curated record. NCBI's taxonomy places the organism in Eukaryota, Metazoa, Chordata, Mammalia, Artiodactyla, Delphinidae. The coding region runs from base 89 to 3835 and encodes 1248 amino acids. The transcript is spliced from 10 exons. Gene Ontology annotation, cellular component: chromosome, centromeric region.